UUUCCUGCACUUAUUAGGAACUCUCACUCUGAAAAGAUUUGGCAACAGGACAGUUUUUGUAGCUGACCUGGCAACCCGGCUGAAGUUCCUCAACUAGACAACUAGAGGGAAACGGGUGAACUGAACUCCUCCCCCUCCUGAGGAAUAAUGGUACGGUCCGGACUCCAUUCAAACAGUGCUCUGAGUGAGGGAGUGAGUGACGCGGACCGCGGGGUCACAACAUGGCUGCCGUUUUAUAUCUAACAAAACAAACCAGAGUGGGAGCGGAGCAGCAGCACGGCGCGCGGGUUAUGUAGGUGUGUUGUGCUGAAGGAGGAGAUGUGAUGGACGCUGCGGAGAGACAGAGAAAGCGGAUGACCAGGGCCUGUAAGCGCUCGGGAGAACACGGGGAACACGUCCCGGUCCUGCGCUCACUGAGCACCGGGAAUGUCCGAGCUCAUAACGACACCGCCGCCGGCGCCAUGGAGGAAGGAGAAAGAGGAGGAGGAGAAGAAGGAGAAGGAGACAACCCGCUGGAGCAGAAGGUGUCGGCGCCGCGGUACAGCCUGGUGCGGGAGGUCGGCCGCGGCAGCUACGGCGUGGUGUACGAGGCGGUGGCGCGGAGCUCCGGCACCGUGGUGGCCGUCAAGAAGCUGCGCUGCGACGCGCCCGAGAACGUGGAGCUGGCGCUGGCCGAGUUCUGGGCCCUGACCAGCCUGGAGAAGCGGCACGAGAACGUGGUGCAGCUGGAGGAGUGCGUGCUCCAGAGGAACGGCAUGGCGCAGAAGAUGAGUCACGGCAACAAGCGCUCCAGACAGUACCUGCGCCUGGUGGAGACCUCCCUCAAAGGUGAGCGUGUGCUGUCGAGUCCGGAGGAGCCGUGCUACCUGUGGUUCGUGAUGGAAUUCUGCGAAGGAGGCGAUCUGAACCGCUUCGUCCUGUCCCGGCAGCCCGACCCGCACACCAACGCCAGCUUCAUGCAGCAGCUGAGCAGCGCCGUAGCGUUCCUGCACCAGAAUAACAUCGUGCACCGAGACCUGAAGCCAGACAACAUCCUGAUCUCGGAGCGUUCCGGAGCGCCGGUGCUCAAGGUGGCCGACUUCGGGCUGAGUAAAGUGUGCGCAGGACUCGCGUCCGGACCCGGACGCUGCGCCGACGCCGAGAACAAAAACAAACCCGGAGUCAACGUGAACAAGUUCUGGCUGUCGUCGGCGUGCGGGUCGGACUUCUACAUGGCGCCCGAGGUGUGGGAAGGGCACUACACGGCCAAGGCAGACAUCUUCGCCCUCGGCAUCAUCAUCUGGGCCAUGAUCGAGCGGAUCACCUUCAUCGACGGCGAGUCGAAGCGCGAGCAGCUCGGGACGUAUGUACGCCAGGGCACAGACAUUGUACCUGUAGGCGAGGCGCUGCUCGAGAACCCGAAGAUGGUUCUGAGCAUCCCGCAGCGGCGGCGCUCGCACAUGUCCUCCGGCCUCCGCAGACUCCUGCAGGACAUGCUCGCCGUCAACCCGCAGGACCGACCCGAUGCUCAGGAGCUCCACGGCAGGAUCAAUCGCGUCAUCUGUGCUGGAUGAUCUCUCACAUCUCUCUCUCUCUCACACACACUCUCUCACACACACACACACACACAAAGGCUGCUCUUCUUCAGGACCCCACAUUUCUGCGCGUCACCGGGACGUCUACGCUUCAGAUUAGUGUGACGGUUCCUGCACUGUCCCUUGCUCCGGGUUUUGUUUGUUUACUCCGUGCUCUGUAGUGCGUUUAUGCUUGAAUGCUUUAUUUCCUGCAGUUUGUGUGCCUUGAAUUCCAGAUCAUUUGUACAUCAUCAUUUCCGUACACGGUUCCACAAAGCCGAACGUUCAGCAUCUUCACUUCUAAGCAGAAAACACUGAUUUAAUCUCGUAACAAAGUGCUCGGUUCUGGAGUAAAAAUGGACGCCUCAGUGUUUCCAUGGUUACGUCACUUACCAUGCCUCUUCAGUGUCUUUAAACGUCUUUUAAUAAGACUUUUGUUUAAAUGUUUCCUACAUUACCCACAAUGCUGUGCUGAUGGUGAUGAUUUAGCCCUCGCUUCACCUGUACUUAAAGAGGGCGAUGCAGCGGCGCUUUAGUGCGUUGGCGUUCUCAUCUCCUCGUCUGUACGUUCGGUUCAAACUCCGACUUUCACGCUAACAACGCCGUCUCGUAGCUCGUUAACUAGCCGAGUGUCUCUCGUAACACGGCGCGGCGUAGCCGCGUUGCAUUCUGGGACUCUGAGUCACCGUCUCUACACCGGAGCUCUGAUUUAUAUUUCGUCGGAACAGACGAGCGAGAGGAAGUUUUGUUUUUAGGGCGGAGUCUAACGUUAAUUAAACCGCUGAAAGGUGAAAAUGGCCUCCGUCUCGCCACAGCACACCCCAAUGUUUUCUUUCUUUCUUUCUCGGAACGUUUGAACAUUUCUCACUUUUUUUAUUUGACUUCUGAAAAUGAUUUUUCUUUUCUUUUUUCAAAAAAAAUAAUAAAUCUCUCAACUCUGCAGAUCAAACACAAGCUUUUUGUAUUAAAGUUGUGUUAAAGCUUUAACUCGACACCUUUAAACCGUGUUAAUCCAAACGCUGUGUGUGUGUGUGUGUGUGUGUGUGUGUGCACGCUUCUACCUCGCCGUUCUUGCAUAUUUACAAAUCAAAAAUUUUACACACGUUUAAAAUCAACUCUAUCUUUUUUCUUCCUUCCUCUCUCGGCGUGUCGGCGUGUGCCGGUGUGUGCCGGCGUGUCGGCGUGUGUCGGUGUGUGCCGGCGUGUCGGCGUGUGUCGGUGUGUGCCGGCGUGUCGGCGUGUGUCGGCGUGUGCCGGUGUGUGUCGGCGUGUGCCGGUGUGUGUCGGCGUGUGUCGGUGUGCGUCGGCGUGUCGGUGUUCCUGCCUGCGAGGUGCUCGGAUGCUGCUGUUGAAACUUUGAUACCUCAGAGAGAUUUUUGUGGGGCUUUUUAAAGGCACCGAACCUGUUCGUUUUUCUUCUUCUUGCCGUUUUCUCUUUAAGUAUUUUAAACCCCGAAUAAACGAGUAAACGCGCGUGUGAAAGAGGGACGUGUGAACGUGCACCGCAGGUUUCUUUUGUGUAAUGUGUCUCUAAUCAGCAUGUUCUAUUUAUUUAUUUUUAUGUUCUGCAUCUUUUUCCUCUCACUGUUUUAAAUAAAGGAGGAGGAUCUCAUCUCCCUGUUUUUAGAGAAAGAGAGAA
This is a messenger RNA of Ictalurus furcatus (blue catfish), 3192 nucleotides long. RefSeq names its product serine/threonine kinase 35, like (gene stk35l). The transcript has 3 exons. Gene Ontology annotation, biological process: autophagy; autophagosome organization; protein autophosphorylation. Lineage: Eukaryota; Metazoa; Chordata; Actinopteri; Siluriformes; Ictaluridae. Gene Ontology annotation, cellular component: cytoplasm; autophagosome. The coding region runs from base 324 to 1553 and encodes 409 amino acids. Gene Ontology annotation, molecular function: protein serine/threonine kinase activity; ATP binding. The record is from RefSeq and is a predicted model, not a curated record.